UUGGAUAGACCUCCAAUGGCUGCAACCCACCAGGCGCUCCUAGCGCUUGGAAGGCGUCCCGGGUGACCUCAAGCCGCUUGCUGCAGGGCAAGAUCCUGACGGGCGACGGGGAUGACCACCCUGCUGAAAAAUCCUUCCGCGCCUCCCUCCCCCUCUCCCAGGCGAUGGGUCCGACUCCGGGCUGUCCCUCGAGCAGCGGCUCCAGGUCUCGGCCCUCUCCGGCCGGGGAGUGCCCCCUGUCCUUUUUGAGUCAGGGCUAUUUGCAUAGGUCCAGCGUGCGCCGGGCGGGAGGAGGGCCUGGGGCUAGGCUGCUUAUCCCUGUUGGAAUCCCCGGGCGGGGAGGGAGAGGACUGGGCUCUCAGGCUAACCCCCUCCCCAGUCCCCGAGCAGCGAGGGGGGAGGAGAGUCAGCCAGUCACCCACCUAUUCCCCCCGCCCCGCGCAGCUGGAGGACCAUGCUAGGGAAAGAGGCCACGCUUCCCAAACUUCCUGCCCCACUUUCGCGGCUGCCGGCUGCCAGGAGCUGCUGCUGCUGCUGAGCGCACACAGAGCGAGCGAGACACACGCACAGAGGAGCCGUCAGGCGGCCGGCCGCCCGCCACUCCCUUGGGGGAAACUGAGCGCCCGCGGCGGCGUCUUCCCUGGCGGAGCGUGCGCGCAAUGAGCGAGCCUCGGGAGAAGGCGGCAGCGGCAGCUUCGCCCCAAGGCGGCUGCGGAGGCGCCGGCAGGGGCCCCGUCAUCCUCUCGCUGCUCUUCUCGCUCCUCUCGGUGGGCGCCUGCUUCCUGCUCAGCGCCAAGACCUCCACGCUGCAGGGCAGGCUAGUGGCCCUCGAGGAGGAGCUGGCCAGCCGCGCGUGGAGCCCGGGAGACCAGCUCGGUGCCGAGCCCUUGCUCGCCCUGCUGCAGCCUCAGGUGGACGAGAUCUUGCAAGAGAAACUGGGUGAAGGAUUAGCCAAGCUACGCACAGCAAGAGAGGUGCCAUCUGAAUGCAGGUGCCCACCAGAAAAAGUAACUUGUUCCUGACAAGAAUAUGGUUGCUGGUACAUAGAGCUGUGUCCAAGUAUUCAUAGCACAAGUGGAAGAAGUUCUGCUCUUGCAAGUUAGAGGGAUGAUUUUUGCCAAUCUCACCUUCUUUUUGUGCCCCCUGAAAAUCUGCUCCUGAGACUACAGCAGACCUGCUCAAUUCAGGCCCUCCAGCUGUUUUUGAACUACAACUCUCAUAACCCUCAGCCACAGUUGCCAAUAGAGAAGGAUUAUGGGAAUUGUAGGCCAAUAUCUGCUGGAGGGCCAAAGUUGAGUAGCCCUGGACUACAGCAUAGGGGGCUGCAGCACCAAGAGGAGGAAUUGGUGAAGGAUGGGAAAACCUCACCUCUUCCUUUUGUGAGCAGAACUCUUCUGAUCAUGCUGUGAUCACUUAGAAUUCAACCAAAAAUUGAUUCAAGAGACAAUAUGUGAAUUGCUUCCAUGUAACAUGAAUUUAUUAGAUAUUGCUACAGCAAACAGGGAAAAUAAUAAUAAUAUUUCAUGCUGGUCUUCACAUUGAUCUCCUGGCUAACUUUACUUCCAUUUGGAAGCCUUCUCCUGUGGAUAUUCAGUUAGAGAGAAAAUUGCUCUUCCACCUGUGGAAAAUGUCUUCUACUUACAAAAGAGCUGUUUUACAUGUUGUGCUAGAGUAUUGCAUGAGAAAAGUGAAACAAAUUUCAAAAAUGUUCUUCUUGUGCAGCAACUUGCAUGAAUUGUUGCUGAAAUAGAUGAAUGAGAACUGCUAUACAACCCAUUUAUGACAGCAUUGUAUGAAGUCUUAUGCAUGGGCUUGUGGAACAGCAUUAGCUGAUAGUUUCCUCCUACUCGAUGGUUCUCUGGAUCCAGUUCAUUGUUUUUAAAUAAAACUUAAGUGUCUGAAAAGAUCUAAACAAGAUGCUCAACUUUGUAGAACCACUUCUCCAAGUGUGUUGUUUUGGCAUAUACAUUGGAAAAACCAGUUUUGCUUUGAAAUUCUGGAAUUAGGCCAGUUUCUGUAUGUGAAUUUGCUUUUUAAUACUAUUUUGAAAUAAUGUAGCAAGAUUUACUUCUUCAUUACCAAUUCUACACAGAGCCUUUCUUUACUAGGUUAAGAAGGCAUUUGUGCUGGAGGUAGAGG
Molecule: messenger RNA, 2139 nt
Organism: Hemicordylus capensis (graceful crag lizard)
Lineage: Eukaryota; Metazoa; Chordata; Lepidosauria; Squamata; Cordylidae
Product: collagen alpha-1(XXIII) chain-like
Exons: 3
Coding region: 660-1022 (120 amino acids)
Source: RefSeq, a predicted model, not a curated record